CACACAACUCACCGAGGCACCGAGCCGAUCAAGGAUUGCGCGGCGUCGCCGGCGCCCGGGAUGGCCGGCUUUUCAAGCGCCACCUCCUGCGCUCUCCUCCUCCACCUCGUCAUCUUCUUCUUCCACCUUCCUACUCCUGCCGUCUCCUUGUCCUUCAACUACUCCACGUUCAGCUUGGCGGACCAGAACUCCAUCAAGGUCGAAGGCAACGCAUCCUUCGGCGACGGAUGGAUCGACAUCAGCGCCGACAGGUACGUCGGCAGCAUCGACAACAGCACUGGCCGGGCGUCCUACAGCUCCCAGCCCGUGCCGCUCUGGGACAAGGCGACCGGCGAGGUGGCCAGCUUCACCACGCGCUUCGACUUCACCAUCGUCGGCGACAAGAACAACAAGGGGCAAGGCAUGGCCUUCUUCCUCGCCGGCUACCCGUCUAGCCUGCCGGACCGCUGCCCCGUCUAUGCCUUCGGCCUCGCUAACCAGAGCGCGGACGCCGUGGCGUCCGGCGACGGCCGGUUCGUGGCGGUGGAGUUCGACACCUUCAACAAUUCAAUAAUAUCCGACCCCAACCAGACCUACGACCACAUCGGCAUCGACGUCAACUCCGUCAGAUCGAUGAGCACGCUGACUUUGCCGAGUUUCGACCUCAUGAACAACCUCACCGCCGCCAUCGAGUAUGACGGCGUUUCCAGCGUCUUAUCGGUGACGGUAUGGCUUGGUGAUGAUAAUAAAGGCCAGCCGAGAGGCCAGAGUUUCAACCUCAGCUCCAAGGUUGACCUCAAGAGCGCACUGCCGGAGCAGGUUUCCGUUGGCUUCUCCGCGUCCACGUCCACCUCCUUCGAACGGCAUCAGCUACGCUCUUGGUAUUUCAACUCUUCGUUGGAAUCACGGCCACCACCACCACCAGCACCAUCCUCCUCGCCAAGGCCAAGUUCUGGAGUUAUAGCCGGAGCUGCUGCAGGGGCAACAAUGUUCCUUGUGCUCCUCUUCGCAGCUGCAGCGGCACUCCUAGUGCGCCGCCGUCGUCGUCAAAACAUCAUGGAGAUGGAGGAGGAUUACACAGACUCGGAAGACGAAGGUGAGCCGAUGACGGAGAUCGAGAUGGGGACAGGGCCAAGGCGGUUCCCAUACCACGAGCUCGUGGGCGCCACCAAGAACUUCACCGCGGAGGAGAAGCUUGGGCAAGGUGGCUUCGGCGCGGUAUACCGAGGUUAUCUGAGAGAGCCAGCUGGGCUUGCCGUGGCCAUAAAGAGGUUGGAGUCCUCCAUGCAAGGAAAGAAGGAGUACAAGUCGGAGAUCAAGGUGAUAAGCAGGCUGCGUCACCGGAAUCUCGUGCGGCUGAUCGGCUGGUGCCAUGGCCGCGAUCAGGAGCUCAUGCUGGUCUAUGAGCUCAUGCCGAACCGCAGCCUCGACAUCCAUCUCCAUGGCAAGGGCACAUUCCUUACAUGGCCAAUGAGGAUGAAGAUAUUGCUGGAGCUUGGGUCUGCACUGCUCUACCUCCAUGAGGAGUGGGAGCAAUGCGUGUUGCACCGUGACAUCAAGCCCAGCAACGUGAUGCUCGACGAAUCCUUUGGAGCCAAGCUAGGCGACUUCGGGCUCGCGAGGCUCGUCGACCACGCCGCUGGGAUGCAGACGAUGACCGCAGUCUCAGGCACUCCUGGCUACUUGGACCCCGAGUGCGUGUGCACCGGCAGGGCCAGUGCCGAGUCCGACAUGUACAGCUUCGGAGUGGUUCUAUUGGAGGUGGCAUGCGGCAGGAGACCAAUGAGUAUAAUUGCGGCCGACCAGGACCAGCACAAGAAUGGCGGCGUCUUCAGGCUGGUUGAGUGGGCCUGGGAACUAUACGGCCGGGGAGCCAUCCUCGAGGCCGCUGAUGAGCGGCUGAACGGAAGCUACAACACGGUGGAGGUAGAGAGGGUGAUGGUCGUCGGGCUGUGGUGCGCGCACCCAAACCCAGCCGCGCGGCCGUCCAUCAGGACAGCCAUGGCCACUCUCCAGCCCAAGGUCAACCAAGCCUGCUGCGAGCUGCCGGUGCUUCCUUCAAAGAUGCCGAUGCCGAUGUACGCGCCGCUGUCACCGCCGCUCACCUCAGGCAACGUCGCUGGGGUGUCAUCAUCGUCCUCCUCCACCGUGCAAUCUCUUGCCUUGACCGACGUUGUUGGGAUGUCGUCGAUGAUAUCGUUCAACAUGCCACAGCACACCUCUGGUACCACAUCCUCCGGCGCUAGCACUUCAACAACCAGUUCGAAGACCUCUUCCUCGCUACUGAAACAUCAUCACACGUAGUAAUUUAUGAUCUGAGUAUGAUAUGUUCCCGGAGUGUUGAUGUAAUGCCGCCAGGAUGGGACUGGCAGCAGGAAUGGU
Triticum aestivum (bread wheat) is the source of this 2361-nucleotide messenger RNA. Its product is annotated as L-type lectin-domain containing receptor kinase IX.1. The record is from RefSeq and is a predicted model, not a curated record. Bases 61 to 2283 code for a protein of 740 amino acids. NCBI's taxonomy places the organism in Eukaryota, Viridiplantae, Streptophyta, Magnoliopsida, Poales, Poaceae. The transcript has a single exon. Gene Ontology annotation, biological process: protein phosphorylation. Gene Ontology annotation, molecular function: ATP binding; protein kinase activity; carbohydrate binding.